Messenger RNA from Silurus meridionalis, 1182 nucleotides. RefSeq lists its product as uncharacterized. Gene Ontology annotation, molecular function: nucleic acid binding. The transcript is spliced from 2 exons. Bases 146 to 886 code for a protein of 246 amino acids. The record is from RefSeq and is a predicted model, not a curated record. NCBI's taxonomy places the organism in Eukaryota, Metazoa, Chordata, Actinopteri, Siluriformes, Siluridae.
AGUUGAAAGAAUGCCACAUAGAGGUGGGAGGGUUGCCAUCAGACUCCGGGAGAUCAGAGACAAAGUCAUUGCCGAUAAUGUCAACUUUGAGAGCAUUGAUGAUGUCAGCUUGGCCACAAUAGACUGAGUUCUCCGGUGCCAAAAGAUGCGGAUGAAACAGGUCUAUAGGGUUCCCUUUGAGCGCAACUCUGCGCGACACAAAGACCUACGUUACGAGUAUGUGCAAAGGAUAUUACAGUUGGACACGAUGGCCAGACCUCAUGAGUACCUCUUCCUGGAUGAGGCUGGCUUCAACCUGCAGAAACGAAGGCAAAGAGGCCGUAACAUCAUUGGCCAUCAUGAGGUUCCUGGCCAACGGGGGGGUAAUAUUACUCUUUGUGCGGCCAUGGGUUUGGAGGGGCUUGUCCACCGGCAUGCUGUCCUUGGGUCUUACAACACCCAACGUCUCCUCACCUUCCUAGAGGAGCUAAAAGACAUCAGCCUGGACCGCCAACAACACCAUCCUGGGCCCGCACAUAAAAUUUAUGUGAUCAUUUGGGACAAUGUAAGCUUCCACAAAAUAAACCAAAUCAGAGAGUGGUUCACCACCAACAGUAACCACUUUUUAAACGUCUGUCUGCCACCCUACUCCCCUUUCCUGAACCCUAUAGAGGAGUUUUUCUCAUCGUGGAGAUGGAAGGUUUAUGACAGACAACCAUACACUAGAGAGAACCUCCUAAGGGCAAUGGAGCCCGCCUGUGUUGAUAUCCCAGUGGAGGCCUUCCAAGGAUGGAUUCGCCAUUCCAGGGCAUUUUUCCCGCGGUGCCUGGCAAGAGACAAUAUAGCCUGCAAUGUGGAUGAGGUGAUGUGGCCCGAUGCAGCUCAGCGACAUGAUGCCGCACAGUGAUUUUGGUGUGUGUGUGUGGUGUGAAUAAAGUAAAUAAAAAAACUUCACAGCCUGAUCAUGUUUUCAAGAGUACUGUUGUGUGCAAUAGAUUCUGUUUUUGCAUUGAGUUGUGUUACAGUAAUGUACAUGCAGAAUUUACUAUAGAUUUAUACUCUUCAUAUGAAACUCUCAAAUCUAAAUGCCUAAUCCUCUGCAGAGAUCUAAGAACAUCCAUUACUGUAAAGUUUCAAAAAUAUGCAUUGGCAGUUAUGAAACAAAGAACCUUCUCACAAAUUGAGCAUUGUGUUUUUAAUUGU